This is a messenger RNA of Aureobasidium melanogenum CBS 110374, 981 nucleotides long. Its product is annotated as SAICAR synthase-like protein. Gene Ontology annotation, biological process: inositol phosphate biosynthetic process; phosphatidylinositol phosphate biosynthetic process. Gene Ontology annotation, molecular function: inositol-1,4,5,6-tetrakisphosphate 3-kinase activity; inositol hexakisphosphate kinase activity. The record is from RefSeq and is a predicted model, not a curated record. Gene Ontology annotation, cellular component: cytoplasm; nucleus. The transcript is spliced from 3 exons. NCBI's taxonomy places the organism in Eukaryota, Fungi, Ascomycota, Dothideomycetes, Dothideales, Saccotheciaceae. The annotation marks the transcript as partial.
CUCGUCGCCUUCGACAAUGUCGCAGCUGGCCACGACGGCGUCAUGUCAGACGAAUCGGGUAGUCUGGUCAUCAAACCAUGUGUUGCUGCUGAGGUGGAAUUUUACGAGGUUUCCAACGCUGAGCACCCAGAAUUCGCCCAACUGAUGCCGACCUUCAUGGGUAGUCUACAGCCAAUUGUUCUACCCGCCGCUUUAGAAGAUGAAUCAGAAGUCAAGGACACAAAAGAUCUAGCCGACCCGAGUAAUCCCCUACGAGGGAAGAAACUGGACACAGGACUUGCCAUUGUCUUGGAAAACGUACUGGCUGGCUUCAAAAAGCCCAAUUUCGUCGAUGUGAAGUUGGGUAAACGACUGUGGGCAGAUGAUGCACCACCCGCCAAACGUACCAAGUUGGACAAUGUCGCGUCUCAGACGACCAGUGGUUCGCUCGGUUUCAGGAUAGCGGGCAUGAAGGUAUGGCAUCCCGAAGGCUCAGGAGAGUACAAAGUGUUCGACAAAUUCUACGGUCGAAAUUUGACGUCGGUCAACGUAAAGGAUGCUUUCUCAACCUUCCUCUGUCUUGACCAGAAGACAGAAUCUUCAGAGCUUCUUGAAGACAUCAUCAGUAAUAUCGAGGAGGCUGUUGAAUCUAUAGAACAGAUCAUCGCGAACCAAGAGAGUCGGAUGUAUUCAGCGAGCUUGCUGUUCGUCUAUGAAGGAGAUCCGCAUGCGCGGAAGGAGGCUCUUAAUUCUGCCAUUGCACAAAUGGCACAGCAUCGAGACUCGGACGACGUGUUAGUCAAGAGCCAAGCAGGAAAGAGAGAAGAAGAUGAAGAAGUCGAUGAAGAUGAUGACGACGAAGAGGAUGAGCAAGCUGGCCCAAAGCUAUUUGACAUCAAAAUGAUCGACUUUGCUCAUGCAGAAUGGACACCCGGACAAGGCCCAGACGAGAAUAUGCUGGUUGGUAUACGUAGUGUCCGCAAGGUCUUGAAGAAGUUGAUG